Messenger RNA from Zootoca vivipara (common lizard), 3187 nucleotides. RefSeq names its product WW domain binding protein 2 (gene WBP2). Lineage: Eukaryota; Metazoa; Chordata; Lepidosauria; Squamata; Lacertidae. The record is from RefSeq and is a predicted model, not a curated record. Gene Ontology annotation, cellular component: nucleus. Gene Ontology annotation, biological process: positive regulation of DNA-templated transcription. Gene Ontology annotation, molecular function: transcription coactivator activity; chromatin DNA binding.
CGCCGGAAGCUGUGAACAGAGCCUGCGUAGCGCUUUCUUCACAACAUCGUUCUGCGGAGGCCGGCGGGAACAUUAGGGGGUCCCUCAGCUGCUUGGCGGCCAUGGCGCUGAACAGGAACCAUUCCGAGGGGGGCGGCGUCAUUGUCAAUAACAGUGAAAGCAUCUUGACGACCUACGAUCACAUUGAAAUAACAUUCCAUGAUAUGGAACACAUGCCGGAUGCAUUCAAAGGGACCAAGAAAGGCAGUGUCUUCAUGACCCCAUAUCGAGUUAUCUUUGUGUCUAAAGGAAAAGAUGCAAUGCAGUCUUUCAUGAUGCCCUUUUAUUUGAUGAAAGAAUGUGAGAUUAAACAACCAGUUUUUGGAGCAAAUUACAUCAAGGGGGAAGUGAAAGCAGAGGCAGGAGGAGGUUGGGAAGGAUCCACAACUUUCAAAAUGGCGUUCUCCGCAGGAGGUGCCAUUGAAUUUGGACAGCGUAUGCUGCAAGUAGCAUCUCAAGCCUCAAGGGGUGAGGUCCCCAAUGGAGCCUAUGGUUACUCAUACAUGCCGAAUGGGGGCUAUACCUUCCCACCACUUGCUGCCAAUGGGGUGUACCCUUCUCCCGCGGGGUAUCCAUAUCCUCCACCACCUCCGGAAUUGUAUCCUGGUCCCCCAAUGGAUGAAGCCAUGGCAUACAUGCAGCUUCCUCCCCCUCCCUAUCCAGGGCCCAUGGAGCCGCCUGUCAGUGGUCCAGACGUUCCCUCGACUCCAGCAGCUGAAGCCAAGGCUGCAGAAGCUGCUGCAAGUGCUUAUUACAACCCAGGCAACCCACACAAUGUCUACAUGCCAAUGGACCAGCCUCCUCCUCCUCCUUACUUUCCUCCAGAGGACAAGAAAACCCAGUAAACAGCCACCAUACACUGCUUCAUUUUUGCCAUUUGGCUAAAUGUUGAUUAGGGAUAUGACAAUGGUAAGGACCAUUUAACCUCCCUCUCGUACACGCAACUCCCACAAGCAGCAGUGGCAGAUACGUGCAGCAUUAGAAAAGAGAUCUAACAUUUUCCUGGAUUGUCACAUAUAGAACUAAAAUAUAUAUUGUUUUCUUCUGUAUGCUUCUUUCUCCAUGUUGAUGAUAUAAUGGAGGAAGAGUUUUGUUCCUCCUCUCCCAUCCCAUCUUUCAACUGUCCUGGAGAAUGUUCCUUCCUGAACAAAGACCACUUAAACCGAAAACCUAACCAACAGCUAUUGAAUUAGAUAGGUGUUGACACCCUGACGGUGUUGACCAGCUCUUUCAUGGUGACACUUCGGAAGAAAAUCAACUUUGUGAUCUACCAGACAAUCCUUAGUUGCAUGAACCCCCACUGUGUUGCGACCAAGGAAGCGCACUGAUCUCUUGACAAGAUCAUCUGGUUCUAUUUGGACACUGGACUCUUUUGCCAUUUCUUCCGCAAGAUGCAUGUAUGGUGGAAUGUAUACAUCGUCUUUUAAUUUUGAACAUUCCUGUUGAGUCACUUAUGCAUCUUGGUCCUUUUCUUUCAUACAACAACAGCAAAACAUUGGCUGCAAAGUUCUGGCAGUAAAACAUCAUACCUCUAUGGUAAACUUGGUAAAAAAAUUUGACCAUGCGGUUUGAUCAGUUACCUAAACACUAAUUCCAUCUUAGCAGCUGAAAGCAUUUCUAGCGAAGAAGAUGGCUCAUAUUUUGAUCUAUUUAUUUAAUUAGUUUUGUUUGAUUUUAUUUAUUUGUUUUUUAUCCCUAGCAUUCUGAGCAUGUCAUAAUCUGAGGCAAAGCAUUUCCCCUUGCUUAUGCUCAAAAGCCAUUAAUCCUACUCAAAGAGGUAGAGAAAGAUCACCUUCUGGAGUUGGGAUAACGUAGAUGAUGUCUAAACUGACAGAUGGGGAAAUAAGAAAAGCCUCUUGGAGUUUUCUGCAUCUUCUGUUUCCUCUAUGAGGCAGAAUAUUAGCAAUUGGUUUUGAAUAGCAGUAGCCCUUUGAUGCACAGAGCAUAGCAGACUCCCAAAGAUCUCAGAAACCCAUUUACUGGAAUAUUUGGAUUUUGGUUUAUACUGACAGAGCUGUAUAACCUAGCAUGCAUGGGAUACCAGAAAUCUAUUUCAUUAGCAUCACUUGUGAUUUACACCGGAAUAAAAUCAAAAUCUGAUUUGUACAAAAAUGUCCUCUUUCCCUGUAAUCUGUGACGCAGAGCAAGUGCGUCAAAUCAUGGCUCCCUCAAAUGCUAACUGAGCCCAUGCAGAAAACCUGGGGCAUCUGUUCACAAUUGCUUUGGUCCUGGGUAUCCGGCAGUGUUUGAGACCACCCUAGUUAACUCCAGCUUUGUGCACAUUGCAACACUGUUCCACUUAGCAAGGGAUACCAACUGCUUCCUGUUGUCGUUGCUGCAGAGAUGUCCCAAGGGAAAACACAGGUAGUAUCUGUGGCCAAAAUCAUGGCAAAGUAGGAUGGCUUAACUGCAUGCCUCUGCAGUGCUUGAGUUGUGCUCCCCUGACUUAGCUGUCUGUUUCAUUUUGAAUAACAUUCCUGACCUUGUGAUUUAUGCCAGGGGUGGAAGUGCAAACUUGUUUAUUCUUUAAAAUGUCCCUAUUUGCAUUGACUGCAGUAGCAGUUACUGCACUAUGCUGCAAAAUUGAGUGACAGCCAAGUGGAUGAGAAUCUUGAGUUUCUGCAGGAAUUAAAUUUAGUUUGUGUGCUUUUUCGAAUAGUGGGGAAGGUGUUUCCUGCAGGAGCUCAAAAAACACCCUGUACUAAUGAAGCUUGCUGAGAUACUAGGUGUGUGAUGCCCCAGAUAGGCAAAGCCCCUUUCUGUGGUCCUUGGUUUGAAUUUUCAAACGCUUUCUAGCUGACAAGUGAUGUUAAUGUGUGUGCACACCCCCUCCCCAUCUAAUGCACUGACUUUUUUCUAGAAUUGGUAUUUAAACUGCAGUGAUGUAAAGAAAUGAUUAUUUAAAGAAUUGUAUUUUGGGGAAGUUCUAUCGAUACCUUAGGGAUGUGAAGUGGGUCUUCUGAAUGCAAGGCUGACUUUUGAUUUGCUCAAGACUGUGAAGUAAAGAUAACUUACAUUGACUCUAUGUGGCUCAUUGUGACUGCAUAUUUGGGUGGGCAGCUGUUUUGCUGUGGUGAAAUGGCCUUCACAGGCUUUCAGAUGGAAGAGUCAUUCUACAAAUAAAGCUCGGGAUGCUUGUGCAGAGUGA